AUAAUAAUGAAAAUAUAUUGGUUUUAAUUACACUAAUUAGCACACAGCUACCACACAUUCCAUAGAUUUACUUGCAGUGUGUUAAAAGUGUUUCUGGAUCAAUCAAGAUGUGGCUUUAUUUAUUGAUCUUUUCAAUUUUAUCUCAGCAAUCAGUUUUUGGACAAUUUGGUGACUUCGAACAAGAGUAUGGCUACGUAACCGUAAGACAGGGCGCACAUAUGUUCUACUGGCUGUUUUACACCACAGCAGAUGUUCCCAACUACACGGAUAGGCCACUGAUAGUGUGGCUGCAAGGAGGUCCCGGGGGAUCCUCUACGGGCAUCGGAAACUUUGAGAUAUUAGGGCCAAUGGACUUGUCCCUUCAGGAAAGGAACUAUACAUGGGUAAAAAACUUCAAUGUUCUUUUUGUGGAUAACCCAGUUGGAACAGGAUUCAGUUAUGUUGACGAACUGCAGUUUUUAACAACAACCAAUGAUCAAAUAGCUUUGGAUUUCGUAGAACUAAUGAGAGGGUUUUACGCCGACAAUCCCAUGUUUGAAGGAGUGGACUUGUAUAUCUACGGGCAGUCAUAUGGCGGGAAAAUGGCUGUCGACAUGGCUCUUAGAAUGCAUGAGGCUGAAGAAGCCGGUACCAUCAGAUCGAACCUUCGCGGUAUUGCCAUGGGAAAUGCUUGGAUAUCUCCGGUAGACGCAACUCUCACCUGGGGGCCGCUACUGCUGGCUGCUGGCUUGGUAAAUCAAGAAGGAUACGAAGCUAUCCAGGCUUCAGCCCGAGAAGCCGAACGUCUCUUCAACGAGGGACAAUACGUAGCGUCCACCAAUCAAUGGGCUGCAACCCAAAGUGUUGUCUUCCGGCAUACCACUAAUGUGGACUUUUAUAACAUACUGACGAAAAUGCCUACAAAUUUACCAGAUUCUCGGAGUGAUUUGGAGUUGUCACGAGAUAUGCUUAUUCACAACAAGCCUUACAGCACUCCCGUAGACGACCGAAACGAAUACAACCUCCAAUACUUGAUGAACAACCUGGUGAAACCUGCUCUUGAGAUCCCAGACCAUGUCUCAUGGGGUAGCCAAUCGAACGCGGUGUUUGCCUACCAAAAUGGCGAUUUUAUGAAGCCAGUUACAGAAGGGAUUGAGAAACUUUUAAACGAAACCAACAUCAUUGUAACAAAGUACAAUGGAAAUCUUGACCUCAUUUGUGAUACUCCAGGCCAAAUUCUCUGGGUCGACAGACUGAAGUGGCCUGGGGCGGAGGCCUACAGGAAUGCCACCCGGCAACCGAUAUGGGAGGACGGAAAGCUGGAGGGUUACUACAAGGCACACGGAAACUUCAGAUUUUUCUGGAUCAAUGUGGCAGGCCAUAGUGUCCCGAGGGAUAAUCCAGCUGGAAGUAAUGCGUUCUUACGGGAUAUGACGUCAUUUGGAUAGGUUCGCGUGCGUUGAUGUCUUUUGUUGUAAAUAAACUCAUCACCCAAACCCUCUCCUGAAUCAUUAUUCAAUUCUCAUUUCUUGAUCAAGUAAAACAAUCAUACACGUUUAAUAAAAUAUGCAUAGAUCCUCUUACUCUUUGCUCUACAACUACCCUCUGCUUCCAGUAGAAUUACCAAGUGUUUACUAGUAGAACUCCCCAGACUUCUUAUAAAAAAUGCAAUUCUUAUUUUGAAUAUUGUGAAGAGAUCCGACGUGACUUAAGAAAUUGCCGACAACCAUUGUCCGUCGCAAAGUAUCGUAACUGUAUAAACACACUUGCUGCCUGCAAUGACACGCAUGACUCGUUUCGACCUUAUUAGUCCGGUUAAAAUCCUCAUUUUCGCUGCAGAAUAAUUUGAAUAGCGUUAAAAAUUGGUACUCCACUUGAUCGGUAGGUUAAUAUCUCAAGUCUAAGGUAAAUAAAAAACACGCAAAACUUUUAUUAUGUAAAUGUUUAUUGAUGAUUUGAUUUACUCGUACAUACAAUAAGCAUGAAAGAAAUGAAGGACGGGUCAACGAGAUCAGCCAGUAACUUCGAGACUGUACAUUGGCUUUAUAAUUUGGAAUCCAAUAUUGAAUGCAAGUUGCAUUUAUAAAUUAACAUUAUACAAUAACAUAAGCUCUUCUUAAAAUAAAUU
Molecule: messenger RNA, 2107 nt
Organism: Amyelois transitella
Lineage: Eukaryota; Metazoa; Arthropoda; Insecta; Lepidoptera; Pyralidae
Product: retinoid-inducible serine carboxypeptidase
Exons: 9
Coding region: 108-1427 (439 amino acids)
Biological process (GO): proteolysis
Molecular function (GO): serine-type carboxypeptidase activity
Source: RefSeq, a predicted model, not a curated record